GAUGAACUCACCUCGCAGGGGAAGACGUGCAGCCAUACAGUCACACCGCAGCAAGCAUCCGCGUCCGAUGUGCCGAAGGUCUUCCUGCAAAUUAGUACGUCGUUAAUGAAGUUUGAGAAAUAUUCGAAUAAUUCAGAUAAUUAAAGCAGGGGAUCCACGGCCAUCAAUAGCACAAGCGUGUAAUUGCCGUGAGAUUGAGGAGCAGGGAAAGUUAAAAGCUGAAGCAGCGGAGCGUCGUUUCAGCACCUCGGACAGAGCGCGGCGGAUCAUGGCUCCUGUGUUGCCGGAGGAAGCGCACUUUGCUGAGGUACCAGUCACAGUUGGCCUUGUCAGCAUCUUAGGCCUGGUCUUCAGUGUCUCCCUUUUUUCAUGGAUCUGCUGUCAGCGCAAGUCAGCCAAGGCCAACAAAACACCCCCUUACAAAUUUGUGCACAUGCUAAAGGGUGUAGACAUUUAUCCAGAAAGCCUUAGUGGCAAAAAGAAGUUUGGGGCGACUGAGAAGACAGACACAAGCACUAAACAAGGAUCAGGUCUUGCCACAGGCAGGGCCUCGCUCCACCUGGACCUGGAGAAGCGAGAUCUCAACGGAAACUUCACUAAGCCUCCCAACACCAAGGUUCGGAGUUCUCCAGAUCUGGAGCUAUCAUCGCCCCACCCAGGCUCAAAUCAUGGAGGAAAGGAUUUAAGUUCCCCCAAAAGUGGUCUCUCUAGUCACGCCAUGACUCCAGCUGACAAGGGCCAUGACAAGGAGGGCGGUCUCGGUACCCUUUUCUUCUCCCUUGAGUACAACUUUGAGAAGAAGGCCUUCAUCGUGCACAUCAAAGAGGCUCAUGGGCUCUCUGCGAUGGAUGAGCAGUCCCUGACCUCUGACCCGUACAUCAAGCUGACCCUCCUGCCAGAGAAGAAGCACAAAGUGAAGACCCGCGUCCUGAGAAAGACGCUGGACCCGGCCUUCGACGAGACCUUCAGCUUCUAUGGCAUCCCCUAUGGCCGCAUCCCUGAGCUCUCCCUUCACUUCAUGGUGCUCAGCUUCGACCGCUUUUCUCGCGAUGAGGUCAUCGGGGAGACGCUGGUACCAUUAGCUGGCAUUGACCUUUCUGAGGGGCGCAUCCUCAUGAACCGGGAGAUCAUCAAGCGUAACACUAGGAGGAACGCGGGAAGAGCGGAGCUCUUGGUGUCUCUCUGCUAUCAGUCCACCACCAGCACUCUCACAGUGGUGGUUCUGAAAGCCCGCCACUUGCCCAAAGCUGAGACCAACAUUCCCUCAGAUCCUUACGUGAAGGUCAACCUGUAUCAUGGCAAAAAGAGGGUGUGCAAGAAGAAGUCCCAUGUAAAGAAGUCCUCCCCAAACCCUGUCUUCAACGAGCUGUUCGUGUUCGACAUUCCAUCAGAGAAGGGCCUGCAGGACACCAGCGUGGAGCUCCUGCUGCAGGACUCGGAGGGGAAUGGCCAGAACCCUGUCAUUGGACGGCUCCUGCUAGGCACGACCUCUCCAGGGACCCCAGGCGAACACUGGCGUGAGAUCUGCGACCACCCCCGCAGACAGAUCGCCAAGUGGCACGCGCUGGUCGAAGACUAGCUCCACCCCUGGCGACAGUCGCCAAAGGAACUGUCAUUGUAAAUGGGGGUGGGUGGGGAGUAAAUGGGGAGGGAUUCAUUCCAAAUGAUGUCACCAGUCAGUAAGUUGAUCAAGUUAAUGGGCUUGGCCUCCACAAAGGGGGAGAGAGGCCAAGAAUCCCAACUAUUAAAAAUUCCAAAGAAAACCACUGAAUUCCCAGUAAUGCUACUUUCCAUAUUAAACAGUCUCAGUCUUGUUGAGUGCAACAGAGUAUCAUUACUGUCUCUAUCACUGCUAUUCUUCUAUUCCUGUCUUAGUACUAUUGUUACUAUUAUUCAAUCGUGAAAUGCUCUCUACAGUAAACAAAAAAGAUCGAACACUGUUAAUAUGACAUUGUAAAAAAACGUGGAUUCUUUUUAUUUUUUAAAGACGCAAUGUUUUACUUAAUGAAUACUUCGUUUAUUUUUUUCUUUUUGUACUUCUACAAUUGUUCUUGUUUCUCUUGAGUAUGUUUUGUAAGUAAAAGUGGUAUUUCAUAUCUCAUCGCAUUAGAUUGAGAGCAGCCUAAAUUAGGCAAAACCUGUAACCAGGCAAGUUGUAUUAUAGUAUGACGGGUGGCGGCAAAGUCACUGCAGGGUGGGAGGUGUGAGGUGUGUGUGUAUCCUGUCCAGGGGGGUGUGAGAGACAGGCACAAUCUCUGUCCUCUACUGUGAGCACAAGGACAGUCUAGUUACAUGUACUUUAAUAUAAACAUGUCAAGGUCUGAGAAAAAAAUGGAGUAGUAUUGUGUGUAUUUUAUUGUUUUAAUUACUAUGUAUGUAAGUGUGUGCAUGUUUUCCCCACUACUCUGGGUUCCUCCUGCAGUGGAAAGACACAAAGUUAGGUUAACUGGUGUCUCUGAAUUGCCUGUAGUGUAUGAUUGUCUGUGUAAGAGUAUGUGUGUAUGUUCUCAGAGAUAUGAACCAAUAUUUCAUGUAGGGGUACCCGCCCCCACCUUAUGCGUCGUGCUGCCUAGUGGAGCCUCCAGGCCCCUCCCUGACCUCUGAAUAAGUAGCUAGAAAGCAGAUUGAGGGAUGAAUGCUUGUGAACAGCAGCAACAUGAUUAUAUCUGAAAGUAUUAUUAUUUUGUUUAGCCGGGAAAUCAGUACCUCAUAUAAGAAAUACAUGCCAUUCUAUUUUCCUGAAGGUAAAAACAGUGUUUAUUUUUCUAUUAGACCACUGAAAGGAAGACCUUUAGUGAUCAGACUCUUAUACUCACUGCUUUCAGGGCAUAUAACUGCAUGCUGCUAAGCUGCAGGCGGUGGGAAAACUCAUCAUACAUCGUUUCACAUCACUGUGAUCUUUUGGAGAAGUUCCCCGCGUCUGAGAUCAUUUUGAGGAGUUUGUCUUGUCCUACAUAAAGUGCUUUCCCAGUGAAGAUCAGGAACCUGGUUUGGAGUUCCUGGGCUCUCUCAACCGGGAACUUUUGUAGUUCCUGCUCAUUUUGGAGUGUCAUUUUUCACUGCGCAACAGUAACUGUGACCUUUAUGCUAAAUAAGCACUAAAAGUUCAUAAGUUAAACUUCAUAUGUAACUUUAUCCACAAUGAGACUACACGGGCAC
Brienomyrus brachyistius is the source of this 3159-nucleotide messenger RNA. It is a transcript of the gene syt4, whose product is annotated as synaptotagmin IV. Lineage: Eukaryota; Metazoa; Chordata; Actinopteri; Osteoglossiformes; Mormyridae. Bases 269 to 1579 code for a protein of 436 amino acids. Gene Ontology annotation, cellular component: synapse; axon; membrane. Gene Ontology annotation, biological process: regulation of calcium ion-dependent exocytosis; cellular response to calcium ion; vesicle fusion. Gene Ontology annotation, molecular function: phosphatidylserine binding; clathrin binding; SNARE binding. The record is from RefSeq and is a predicted model, not a curated record. The transcript has 4 exons.